AUGUGUAAAGUCAGAAAGUUCCUUGAACAAUAUGAUAUUUGUCUUGGAUCUUCUACAAGAUUCCUUUGUGAACGAAUCAAACAGGAGCAUGGUUUUGACAUCCUCAAUGAUCCAAUCCCUACUUGGUAUAAACCAGACCCAUGGAUUCCUCAAUAUCUCAAGAGAAUAAUUUUCAUGAACAAAUCUUCCAAUAUUAGAUUGUGGCAUUCGAGUGACCAAUGGCAUGAAAAACUCUCAUCCCUUAUGGAAAAUUCUAAAGGUUUAAGACAAUUCCUGCUCUAUAAAGAUUGGAACAGAUUAAACGAAAGCAAAUACUACAAAUAUGUUGGUAACAACACAUCCAUGUCAAACCUCUUGAACAAAGCUACACUAAUUGGUACUGACGGAUCGUGUAACAAUAAUAUUGCUGGAUACGGUAUUGUAACUGAUCAGAAUGUUUCCAUCUCAAGUCACACCUUAGGACAAGGAACUUCCACAGUUGUUAGAUUGCUAGAUAACAACACUCCUAGAACAAUAGUUAUAGAUGCGAAAAGUAUUUAUGACCAACUUUUCCAAUUCAGAAAAUCUAGAGAUCCUUAUGUUGAAGAAAUUCGUAAUUAUUUAAAAGUGAAGGAUCAGAUCAAAAUUAUGCAUGUUAAUAGUCAUACAGGUAAACAAGAUAUCUAUAGCCGCAUAAAUGAAUUAGCAGAUAGGGCUGCUAAGAAAGGUGCUGAUUGUAACAAUAUUCUUACUAAUAUUCCAUCCAAUAAUUGGUAUAUUAUUAUCAACAAUGUAUUAUACACUCAAAACACUAGACAAACAAUGUACAAACUUCUAUUUCAACGCUUCCACAAAAGAACAUAUACGCCAAAGAACCUUCCUCCCAAGAACAGAAAGUUCACCAACAUUUACCCCUCAAUAGGAAUCGGUUUCAGAACCUUAAAUCUAAUAUUUAAAAUUAGAGUGAACGUGAUGAAGACUUUGGAAAAUUUAAACAAGAUAUCCAAGACGAACUUGCUAUGUCCUUGCUGUAGUAGAGAGACAAUGCAACACAUUAUUUUCGAAUGUAAAUACUAUAGUGAUAUAAGAAAAGAAAUGUUUAGAAAUUUAUAUAAUAUCUCAAUAUAUGCAAAGAAUAACAAGAAGUUCUCCAAACGACUAUUGUACCUCAUCAAGACUAAACAAGAUAUCCAUAGCCUAACAGGUGCUAAAGUUGGAUUGGGUAAGAAAUGGGACAAAGUAUUUACUAAGGAAGCUUAUCGAUCUAUUACUAAAAUGUGGAUGAAACGAAAUCAUUUUUUCAUGGAAGAAUUGAAACUCACCUGGAAUGAAUUUGAACAACAAUACGAUUUUAAUCCCAAUUUCAUUGAUUUGAACAAGUUUAAACUAUACAUGAAAUACCCACGACCAUGA
Naegleria fowleri is the source of this 1392-nucleotide messenger RNA. RefSeq lists its product as uncharacterized. Lineage: Eukaryota; Heterolobosea; Eutetramitea; Acrasida; Naegleriidae. The record is from RefSeq and is a predicted model, not a curated record. Gene Ontology annotation, molecular function: RNA-DNA hybrid ribonuclease activity; nucleic acid binding. Bases 1 to 1392 code for a protein of 463 amino acids. The transcript has 2 exons.